Ramularia collo-cygni is the source of this 1203-nucleotide messenger RNA. Its product is annotated as probable alpha-1. Gene Ontology annotation, biological process: protein N-linked glycosylation; protein O-linked glycosylation; cell wall mannoprotein biosynthetic process. Gene Ontology annotation, cellular component: membrane; Golgi apparatus. The transcript is spliced from 2 exons. Gene Ontology annotation, molecular function: alpha-1,2-mannosyltransferase activity. Bases 1 to 1203 code for a protein of 400 amino acids. The record is from RefSeq and is a predicted model, not a curated record. Lineage: Eukaryota; Fungi; Ascomycota; Dothideomycetes; Mycosphaerellales; Mycosphaerellaceae.
AUGGCGAUAGCGAAACCAAUUCGCGUGCUGGCCAUCCUCACCAUGGGCUUGUUCGUCUUCCUGCUUUAUCAGAUUUCACAGAAUCCCAAAGUUGUAAAGGCACCCAAGGGAAGCGAGCCGAUAACAGAGUUGAUAAGAGAUCCAAAUCUUGAUCCGACUGGCGAGCCUCCCGAGCCCCUCCACCGAGUCCAAGGCGACAACUAUGCGCCUGAUAACGCCAGCUCCGAUCGCAUCAAUGCAACCCUGCUCUCUCUCGUCCGUAACUCCGAACUGGAUCAGUUAAAAGGGAGCAUGAUUGAGCUUGAGCGGACAUGGAACCACAAGUUCAAUUACCCCUGGACUUUCUUCAACGACGAGCCUUUCACCGAAGAGUUCAAGAGGGAGACUCGCAAACUCACAAAGGCGGAAUGCCGGUAUGAAGUCAUUCCAAAAGAGCACUGGGCGGUGCCGUCUUGGAUCUCGGAACAACUCAUGGAGGAAAGCGGCAAGAUCUUGGAGGAGCAAGAUGUCGGAUACGCAAGGAUGAAGUCCUACCAUCAAAUGUGUCGCUGGAACUCGGGCAUGUUCUACCACCACCCUGCGAUGGCAGACAUGCAAUACUACUGGAGAGUGGAGCCAAACGUCAAUUUCUACUGUGAUGUGGAUUAUGAUGUUUUCAGAUGGAUGCGCGAUCACAACAAGACGUAUGGCUUCACGAUCAACAUCUACGACUCCCCACAGUCGAUACCUACCCUCUGGCCGGAGACGAUGAAGUUUCUCGCCAGUCACCCGGACGCGCUGGCGGAGGGCAACGCAAUGGGAUGGCUUUCCGACAGUAAACGUCGGCCGGAGCACAACAAGAUUGCCAAUGGAUACUCGACCUGCCACUUCUGGUCGAAUUUCGAAAUCGCAGAUCUGUCACUCUGGCGUUCCCCAACUUACGAGGCAUACUUUGAGCAUCUCGACCGUGCCGGCGGUUUCUUCUAUGAAAGAUGGGGAGAUGCGCCCGUCCACAGUAUCGCGGUGGGACUGUUCGAGCAAGCGAAGAAUGUGCAUUGGUUUAAGGAUAUCGGAUAUCGACAUAUUCCAUUCUUCAACUGUCCGAACAGCCCUAAAUGCAAGGGAUGCCAGGCAGGGAAGUUCUUUGACGGCGCAGACUUUUUGAAGAAGGAAGAUUGCAGAGCCAGCUGGUUCAGUAAUGUCGGCAAAGGAGUCUGGGAGUGA